This is a messenger RNA of Paramacrobiotus metropolitanus, 677 nucleotides long. RefSeq lists its product as uncharacterized. The record is from RefSeq and is a predicted model, not a curated record. The coding region runs from base 65 to 631 and encodes 188 amino acids. The transcript has 4 exons. Lineage: Eukaryota; Metazoa; Tardigrada; Eutardigrada; Parachela; Macrobiotidae.
CCAAAAUAUAUCAGUUUUUGUCUUUCCGAUUGUCUGAACCUUCUGUAAUUCAUCCCUGACCAUAAUGCAUUGUUAUCGAAAAGCAGCUAUUGUCAUUACAAUUUCCGUUCUGUUUCUCGAGUCGGUAUUUUGUCAAGAUUAUUCAACUUCUCCCUGGUCACUGGACCCUUUCCUGGGGACAUAUGACGAAAUAUGGGCAUUAAAUAAGAAUAUGCUGAAUUUUACCGGAGCCGUUAUCGGAGUCCCAGGCGAUAUCGUCGUCCUGGGUGAACGUGUCGUCUGGGGUAAAACCGCCGAUGGCCAUUACCAUCAGACAGUCAAGCGCAAUCAAAGCCAGUACGAAGUUAACCUGACUUUUGAUCUGGGCGUGCCGGGUUCCGUUGCCACCGGUCCCAACCAGAGACUAAACUACACCAUUACUAUGUUUAACGCGACCGCUAUACGGGCGGCAUAUCUCUGGGAUUUGGGAGACCAUAUCGCUGCAUUCACGCUAACCUUUGGAUUUUAUCCCGGCGGAAUGUUUGACACGGCAAAUAUCACUCAACCGUCCCAGUUUAUCGCCACCGCGCCGUUUUACAAGGUCGAAGCGGGAGAUGUGGGACCGGUAACGACCGGACCACCACCAACGUAGAUGGGAAAGACGGGAACGUUUUCUAUCGAUUUUAUAUCACUGCGAG